AUGUCCUCGUCAAGCUCCUCUAGUCCAGGGGUCUGGAUUACAGGUAGCUAUACUGGCAACAGCAAUGUAGUCCGCAUCACCAUCGCGACCUUUUUGGGCGUUGCCUUGUACAACGUGAUCGAGCUGGUUGUGCUGAUCUUCCUCACCUUUAAGCGAUAUCAAGGCCCCUAUUUCUGGAGCAUGUUGAUAGCUUCCAUGGGUAUAUUGCCAUACUCGGUCGGGUAUCUCAUAAAGUUCUUCGGUCUCACAUCCGCAACUUGGGUUCCUCUGACCCUGUUGACUGUGGGCUGGUGGACCAUGGUCACGGGGGAGUCGUUUGUGCUUUAUUCCCGACUGCACUUGGUUCUACAGAACCUGCGGGUGCUUCGCCUGGUGAAAGGAAUGAUUAUCAUGAACAUCUUCAUACUCCACGUGCCAACCACAGUCCUGACAUACACUGCCAACUUUUCUGGCUCCCCGACCUCAAUCUCGGGGUACAAUGUCAUGGAGAAGGUGCAGUUGACUGGAUUCUGUAUCCAAGAGGCCACAAUAUCUGGAAUUUAUCUGUGUGAGAUCAGUCGUAUGCUGCGAUUGAAAGCCGACGAUGUCAGCCGAAAGACUAUAUUGCAACUGCUCGCCGUCAAUUUGGCUUGUAUCCUUAUGGAUAUCGCGUUGAUGAUCAUCGAAUUUAUGAACUUCUACAUAUAUCAAACAACCAUCAAGGCCACUUUAUACAGUAUCAAACUGAAACUUGAGGUUGCUGUUCUGGGAAACCUGGUCGAAAUUGCCCAUCAGCCGCCAACGUUCAAUGUGGCGGGUGGCCGGUACCCAUCCUUCGUGGACGCAACCAGAAUAGUAUCGGAUAUAAAUCACGCAGUGGCUGUGGGAACAGGCCAGGCCUCUGAAGAACAUGCUACAAGUCUCAAGUCUGGAAGCAAUUGA
Messenger RNA from Penicillium cosmopolitanum, 921 nucleotides. RefSeq lists its product as uncharacterized. The record is from RefSeq and is a predicted model, not a curated record. Bases 1 to 921 code for a protein of 306 amino acids. Lineage: Eukaryota; Fungi; Ascomycota; Eurotiomycetes; Eurotiales; Aspergillaceae. The transcript has a single exon.